UUUUUGAACUUGACGACGCAUCGUAAACUCUUCUGCGCAUGUCACUUAACGUAGAAAUGUGUAAUGUAAAGCAAAAUCUUCAUAAAGCUCCGUAGUUACGUCUCAGUUUUUCCGUAACUCACUCACGAGAGCAAGAAAGACAUUCUAUGAAACUUCAGAGAGAUUUUACAUAACAUUUUUCUUGGUGUGUGUGAAUUGGUUUCAUCGCAUCUCGCAUCGCAUUUCGUCAGUCACUAACACAUUAGUGUGUUAUACAGCCAGGCAAAGUGCGUGAAUUCCAGAAUGUAUUCCGGUCAAAGAGCAAAAUAUUAAGAUCAUUUGAAAUCAUUGAGAGUAAUGUUAAAUAAAUAAUUAAUAUUUGUGAUUGAUUUUGACUGAAAGACAUUCAGUUGUUUAAUUUUUAUUUUAACAAAUACUGCUCUCAAAAUAUAAAAUAAAAAGUAUUGUUUUGAUUUACAAAAAAAAAAAAAAAUAAAAAAAACAUCGAAAAUGACGUCAAGAAAUCAUUACUAAACAGAAACGUCAAAAACAACAAAGAUUAAGAAUAUUUUCAAGAUAAUCGACCAUCAGUAAUAAGUGACAACUGUUAAUUUGUAUUGAAUUUUUUUUGGAAAACGAUAAGCUGACAGCUUAAACAGUAGCAAUAAAAUUAGUAAUAAAUAAAUUAUGAUUAGUCAAUUAAACUGUGAACCAAAGUUGAACUAUUUUAGAAAAUUUUCCAUUCUCAGUUAUGGCUGGAAACACCAAGAACAAUGCUAUUAAUAACACUGGUUUUGAUAGUGACAAUAAUAAGAGUUCAAUAACUAAAACGAACACUAAGGAGAAAGACUUUCCAAACCUAUCGAAUUCUGAACGAGUUUUAACGAGCUUGGUAGCUGGUGCUGCGGCAGGUGCAAUAGCAAAGACAACAAUUGCACCAUUAGACCGGACAAAAAUAAAUUUUCAAAUAUCUAAAAUGCAAUAUUCUCAGCGAGCUGCAAUUGACUUUUUAGUAAGAGCUUAUAAAAAUGAAGGCUUGUUGAGUUUGUGGCGCGGUAAUAGUGCAACUAUGAUAAGAAUUGUGCCUUAUUCUGCAAUACAGUUUGCUGCUCAUGAACAAUGGAAACGCAUAUUAAAUGUCAAUGGCAAAAAUUCAUCGUCAGUUUAUAGAUUACUAGCUGGUUCAUUAGCUGGUGUAACAUCUCAAAGUUUAACUUAUCCAUUGGAUUUAGCACGCGCAAGAAUGGCAGUAACACAAAAAACUGAAUACAAAACAUUGCGCGAAGUUUUUGUACAAAUUUAUAAAAACGAAGGAUUUUUGGCAUUUUAUAGAGGAUUUACUGCGACAAUAUUAGGUGUGAUUCCAUAUGCAGGCUGUAGUUUUUAUACUUAUGAUACUCUCAAAAUGUUUAUGGCAGUUGAUAAAAUUCAAAUGAAUCCGGGAUUCGCAACUUUGGCCACAUUGAGUUGUGGAGCAAUAGCUGGUAUUGUUGGACAAACGGCCAGCUAUCCAUUGGACAUUGUGAGAAGACGGAUGCAGACAUCGGCCAUCAAAGGAGCUUUUUAUCAUACCACCAUUUCGACUACUGUUAAAAUUUAUAGAGAGGAAGGGUUAAUGGCAUUUUAUAAAGGCUUAACAAUGAAUUGGGUGAAAGGGCCUGUUGCAGUUAGCAUUAGUUUUGCAACUCACGACAUAAUACGUGAUUAUUUGAGAAAAUAUAUUAGUAAAUAAAUAAGGUUUUAUUGAAUGUUAAUUUUUGGA
Molecule: messenger RNA, 1741 nt
Organism: Cotesia glomerata
Lineage: Eukaryota; Metazoa; Arthropoda; Insecta; Hymenoptera; Braconidae
Gene: DPCoAC
Product: mitochondrial coenzyme A transporter SLC25A42
Exons: 6
Coding region: 731-1711 (326 amino acids)
Biological process (GO): transmembrane transport
Cellular component (GO): mitochondrial inner membrane
Source: RefSeq, a predicted model, not a curated record